Symbiodinium sp. CCMP2592 is the source of this 1242-nucleotide messenger RNA. The record is from the annotation of a GenBank genome assembly. NCBI's taxonomy places the organism in Eukaryota, Dinophyceae, Suessiales, Symbiodiniaceae.
AUGCUGCGGGCAGUGCUCGCUCCCGGCUUGGCCUUGAGCCACAGUUGGCCGAGCUGUCCUGCCGGCUCCGGGCUAAUGCCAGGCACCAGCACCUGUGCUCCCUGCCCUGCUGGUACAUGGAGUCCUCCGAGCAGUGUCAACUGCAGCAAAUGCAAGCCAGGGCGAUGGAGUGCCCAGGAGGGUGCAGGGGAAGAAGAUGUGUGCGAGCCGUGUGCAAGAGGCAAGUGGAGCAGCCAGUAUGGUGCUGUCCUUGAGGCUGCUUGUCAAGACUGUCCGCACGGGCGUUGGAGUGGUGUGCUGGCAGCGAGUUCCUUCUCAGACUGCCAGCUUUGCCCUGCUGGAAGGUGGAGCCAUACAUGGGGAAGCACGAACAGCUCCGUCUGUGCCCUUUGUCCGGCAGGAACGUACGGGCCACACCGGGGACAAUUUCAACAGAAUGCUUGCCACGGCUGUCCGGCUGGCAGGUGGAGAUCAGAACCAGGUGGGUCUUCAGUUGAGAACUGCAGCCGCUGUCCAGCGGGUACAUGGAGCAAUGUCUUUGGAGCAAGCGACAUCGGAUCCUGCACAUCCUGUCCAGCUGGCCGCUGGAGUGAUACAGAAGGUGCUGACAGUCACACUUUCUGCAGAUAUUGUGUGCAGGGUCGCUACAGCGACCAGGAAGGAGCUUCUGCGCCCUGCACUUCAUGCCCGUUGGGACGCUGGUGGGACGGCCCGCUGGGAGCCAACAGCAGUAAUGCCUGUAAGUUUUGCUCGCUCGGGCGCUUCCAGCCAGCACAUGCGCAGGUUGGCAUCUCCAGCUGCUUGCCUUGCGCCGUGGGGAACUACUCCGAUGAACUCGGGGCUUCCGCUUGUCGCUAUUGCAGCCCUGGGUACUUCAGUUCCUCCGUCGGCAGCUCUACUUGUCAGCUCUGCGAGGCUGGAACCUGGAGUCGUCAGCCGGGCACUGUGGGCAAAGCCAUGUGUGUGGCUUGUGGCGAUGAUUGCAGUGCAGGUGCCUCUGUAUCUAUUUCGUGGCGGGUCGUCAAUCUGGACUGCGCUGCCCUUGACCAGAAGCAGCGAGAAGAUCUUUCAGCAGCUUACGCUGCGGAUCUCGCGUCCACCUUUGGCGGUGUCUCUCCUCGGUACUUUCGAAAUCUCGAUGGCGACGAAGCCGAGGUCAGCCUGAUGCCUUCGGGCCAAGUCCUUAGAUCCUCGGAUCAUCAUCAGGAUCAUUCUAGCGAGGUGCACUGGGCAGAUCCAUAG